Torulaspora globosa is the source of this 1155-nucleotide messenger RNA. It is a transcript of the gene CIC1, whose product is annotated as Cic1p. Lineage: Eukaryota; Fungi; Ascomycota; Saccharomycetes; Saccharomycetales; Saccharomycetaceae. Bases 1 to 1155 code for a protein of 384 amino acids. The transcript has a single exon. The record is from RefSeq and is a predicted model, not a curated record.
AUGGGCAAGAAGUCUCGCUCCAAUUCGAAGAAAUCGACACCGGUAGCCAGCCCGGCAGGCACUCCGGCGGGCACUCCAACCAAGAAAUUGAAAGCCAAGCAAAAGACCAAGAGUCUGUUGAAGAAAGCGGUGCCAUCCUUGACUUCGGUGCCUCGGGAGAGGAUUCUGAACUCUGUCCAACAAUUACGCAAGUUUCAGGAUGCUAGCAAGAAUUCGGACUCCCGGAAUCUGCUAGACGACAGCGAGGAACUGAAUGAAUCGAUACAAUUGAUUGUGGUUAACAACACGUCGUUCAGUGGGUCUGAGAAGAACUUUAAGUUGAAGCUGAUCGACGUGAAACACUCCCUGUACAGGCCUUGGAACGAGGCGAGCGAGACCAGUGUCAAGGAUUUCAAAGUCCUGCUGAUCCUGAAGGACUCGGAUGUGAGCAAAGUCUCUGUGGAUGACUUCGUUCUUUCCGGGGACGAGAGGGACGUGCCUGUGGAGUUGAUUUGCGGCAGGGAUUUGAAGACCAAAUACAAGGCUUACGAAGCAAGAAGGGCAUUUAUCUCUGAAUUUUCUCUGAUUCUGGCGGAUGACAACGUUGUGACCACGUUGCCCAAGCUACUUGGGGGCAAGGCGUACAGCAAGCUAGAGACGACGCCCAUCGGUGUCAGAGCCUACGCAAACAAGCAAUUUUCGAAAAAGACCCUGAUCAACAGCUUCCUCAAGGUUUACUCCAGCAGACUGCCAGUCAAGAUUCCCAGAGGCACAACGGCCAACGUGCACCUCGGGAAGUUGCAGUGGUUCAAAGACGAGGAGUUGGUCGACAACAUCGAACAAGUCCUAAAGACGUUUCUCGACGGCUACAAGAUCAGGUCUGUCUUCGUGAAGUGCAACGACUCUCCUGUGCUGCCUCUCUACUAUAACCAAAAGGUGCUGGAAGAGAUUUCUGCCACGAAAGACGUGGCAGCAAAUGGCGCUGCAGAAAAGCAGCUGGUAGAGAUUGGUGGUGUGCCGGUCGAGCUGUCAACUUUCGAUAAGGCGCUGUUGGAGAUCGCAAACCCUGAUGAAGUACAAGACAUUUUCGCCAAGAACAUCAACGCUGCAAAGAGGAAAAAGUCUCCAGAGGAGGAAGAACCAGAGAGCAACGUGGUCAAGAAGGCCAAGAACUGA